Molecule: messenger RNA, 7254 nt
Organism: Athalia rosae (coleseed sawfly)
Lineage: Eukaryota; Metazoa; Arthropoda; Insecta; Hymenoptera; Athaliidae
Product: protein kinase C-binding protein NELL1-like
Exons: 14
Coding region: 2833-6312 (1159 amino acids)
Molecular function (GO): calcium ion binding; protein binding
Source: RefSeq, a predicted model, not a curated record
CGAGUUCUGAGUCGACAGCCAGCCAGUCUCCGAUGAGCUCCCUAACAAACAGCCCAUGCAAGUUACGGGCUGGUUACCGCCGCUCCGGGAUCAGGAACACCCCUUUGCCUUUCGACUUAAAUACCAAAAAACAGAAAGAAACAAACGAAAAAAAGAAAAAAACCAACAACAACAACAACAAGAACAACAAGAACGCAAACAUUUAAAAUUAAAACCGAAAUAGAUAAAUCGAUAUACAUAAAUAAGUUUAAUAAAUAAUUCAUUUUUUAAAUCCGCAUUACACGAACUUAUAAAUUUUAUUCGGUACAUGUACACGCAUACAUGUAUUUCAUUAAUUCGACACAUACCUACAUGUGUGCGUUAUUGUUACACAUGUGAUAUACGUACGACAUAAAUCACGAUCAUCGCGACGAUCCGUUUCACCUUCGAUCAUAUGUAUCACACACGAUAUGCAUAAAUUUGUCGCGUACAUAUACCUAGCAAAAAUCGCGUGCGACGAUAUAAAAUAUAAUUAAAUAAAUUCGAACGCGUGUACACGUCAUCUUCCGUACGUAUUACGAACGGUGCUGUUGUCGUAUAAAAAACAAAAAAAAAAUCAAAAAACAAAAAAAAUGUAACAACAAUUCUUUGGGAUCACGAAACUAUCGGAUCUGCCGGCUGUAACGCUGCACAGGAGGAUCAGACUGCAUAUUCGCUAAUCGCUAACAACCAUAUCGCACCCGUAUAUAUCGAGAACGCACUUUACCUGGACCAUAAAACGUUCCUUCGCUUCGUCCUUUUGAUUUUCGAUCAUCUUUCCUACCCCCACCCUCCGCACAUGGUUUUUCGGCUAUUUAUCGGGCGGGAUAUCGUCGAUGAUUAAACACAGACGGUUAUGAUUCGGCGCCGGGAGGGAGAGAGAAAAAAAGUAAAAGGGGGUGGAGAGUGAGGAUCCACACGGGGUGUACGAUCAUUUCAAGUUUUACUACCGCGGAUGAAGGACCAUUACGUCACAUUAUUAUUAUUAUUAAAUCUACGAGGUCGAUAGUAGUAAUAAUAAUAAUAAUCACACAAAACCGCGACAACAACAACAACAAGAAUAAUAAUAAUAACGAUAAAGAUUAAUUAGAAAUUAAUAUCCAUCGAAUUUUUUUUACAACAAAACGAGGAAUCAACUGACACUGCGGUAUACUACUGCUACUACUACUGCUACUACGACAAUACGAUGGAAUACUUGGUGGAAUUUUAUUCGGUAUACAAUGAAAAUAAUCACCUCCAUCGUGAAAUUAACAGACGAAUUAAUAAUUACUGUCGUCAUUACGAUCAUUAAUAUUAUCAUUUGUCACAACCACCGGUAACUCUACAUGAACUACAAACACUGUUGAUACUACCACUAUCACUUCCACCGCGACCAUUGUUAUUAUUAUUAUUAUUAUUUAUAAUAUUAAUAUCAUACUGAAUCAGUAUUGAGUAAUGAGAGAGAAUAAUUUGUUUUCAAUAGAUUAAAAAUAAUUGAAAAUAAAAAGUUACAAAGGUGAGAAGCAGUCUGAAAAAAUUCGAAAGGAGAGGGCAACCAUUGGUGAUAACGAUUCAGUAUUUAAUGAGAAUAAAUAAAUGAAUACAAAAAAAGCAAAGGAUUAAACAAAUCAAUUAUUUAAAGAAAGAAAGAGAAAAGGAGAGAAGUUAACGUAAUUGAAAUAUAAAUGAAAAUUUGGAGAAAACGUAAUUUUGAUUAGUAAUUUAUUAAAUUAACACUUAUACUAUAUCAAAAGUUCGGCUAUUUCGACCGAAACGUCUCUGUACGAAACGGAAGAAUAUACCAAAUAUCUGUUGUGUACGGUGUGAGAGUGAUAUUAAUUAAAUUGAUAAAAAAGAAGAGGAAAUAAAUUAUUACAAUUAGUGGGGGAUUUCGAUAACAUCGAGGAUAAGAAGAGAAGGAGAAAGUGAAAAAUUUAAUGAGGCGGUAGCACUCGAGUAACUGGGAAAAAAGGAAAAUUGGAUGAGAACGAAAUAAGAUAGUGAAUAAGCGAACGAAUAAAAAAUUGGAAAACACUAUUUGGGCGAGAUAAAAAUAAAAUUGACAACGUGGGAAAUUUGGCGAAGAUCAUUUUAAUCUCGAGGGUUAUUACCGAGAAUUAAUAAAACGUAGUCUCAUAUCUGAAGUUUCUAAAGCGUCGAGUGAUCCCGUGUUAUCAGAUGAUAUAAAUCAUAAACGAAAAAAAGAAAGGAGACAAGUAAUAAAAAAAAUUUCUAAGGGAGAAUUUAAGGGCUCAUAUAAUAUUAAUAACGCUAUUACCGCGAAGUGCUGCAAGUAGUAAAGUCGAGAAAGUUAUUUGCCCGGAGUAGAUGGUAACUGAAAAAAAAAAAUGUUCUAAAUAUUUCAAGUAGUCAAGUGUCGGAUUGUGUGUAAAAAUAAAAGUUUUUUUUUGGUGUGUCGUUCAGACGUUUAUAGACCCUUGGACGGUUUCAAUCAAGGUUACACAACACAACGGUGUGUCGCGAUACGUUCACGUUCACCGCCAAACGAACGGGGACCGCAGUUUCGAAUCGCUCCGGAAUACUUUGACGGUAGCGAUCGAGCGAUCGUCUUUAAAUAUUCGGGGUAAAACUAGGUGGGGUAACCGAACGAAAAAUCCUGCGAAAUAUCGUCGCGGGGUGCCCGGAGUCAGCGUCAGCGUCGAACGGUGAGGGCGACAAGGGAGCUGGAGCGGAAGAGUGACCGGCGUUACUGGUUGUGUGAUUGUGAUGCAGCAGCAGCGGUGGUCGCCGUCGGUAUUGGGAAUAGACGAGACAGGUGGUGUUGACGGAAGACGCUGACCUGAGGAGCAGCCCACGCUGGCCGAGCCCCAGGCCAUGAACGGGCCCCAUGCUCGGGCCCGAUCCCGUCGCCUGGACCUCAAACGUGGCUCCUGUUACCGAUGUCGCCGUCGCUACGACAACCACGGAGAUCGCGAGAAGCGGCGCCAGAGAUCGCCGCUCAGCUACGGCGUUUCGGCCGGCAAUAUUCGAUCCACGGUGCACCCGUGCAACCUCGGGAACAACGGGAACGAGGAAACGCUCGCCGCCGUUCCGGAGGCUCCCUCGCCCUGGCCCAGAGGGGAGAGGGAGUCUAACGAUAACUCGAAUAAAUUAUACCGGGGUGCCGGAUUAGCGUUAGGAUUAGUCGGGAGAGAAUGUGCAAGUGGUAGGGAGUGGCGGUACGAUAAUCGGGAUCAAGUGAACGUACAGAGACAUCGAGCGCUUCGCGACAAAAAAACAACCAGCAGGACGACGACGUUCGUCGACUCGAUCGCCAAAAGAAGACGACAUCCGUCGCUCGCUGUAUUCUUCGCCGUCGCCGUUGCAGCGGUUUCCAUACUCGCCACGCAUCCAGUUUCGGGAGCGUCGUCGAGCGAAGCAACGGUAACGUCGUCGUCCGGUGUCGGCGGUCUCUCGACGAGGUCCGGAUACCCCGCCGGCGUAAGGAGCAUCCCUCCGCCGGAAAUUAACGCUGGACUGGUCAACAACGGGGGCAGUUUGGACCUGCUAACCGCGUUACAACUCCACAACACGACGCGCCAAGGAGUAUCCAGAGUUCCUGGAUUGGUCGCUAUCAAACCGGCGUACUACCUGCAGGGGGAUGAAAGAGAGCUUCGGGUGAACGAAGCGGGUUUUCAAAGGGCUGCUGCGAUUCUUCGGCAGGUUCCGGAGUUCACGGUAGCCGCUGCUCUUCGUCAAGAAGAGGCCAAUUCUGGUACAAUAAUUGCCUUUUCGCACGGGAACAAUAGGUAUCUGGAGCUGCAGAGCAGCGGUCGUAAGGACGAGCUACGGCUCCAUUAUCUCUCGAGAAGGGACGGAAACGUUCACGUGGAAGCGUUCCCUUUCCGUCUGGCCGACGGCGCGUGGCACAGAGUCGCCCUUAGCAUCAGCGGUUCGCAGGUUGAGCUUUUAGUCGAUUGUCAUCCCCUCUACAGGCGCCUACUCAGGCCCGGACCACCAGACACAAACUUCACCCGCCCCCAACUCCAGCUAUGGGUCGGCCAAAGGAAUGCCAAGCAUUCCCUGUUCAAGGGAGCUUUGCAGGACGUUAAACUUAUACCCGGUCCGCACGGGUACCUUUCGCAGUGUCCACAGUUGGAUUCUUCCUGCCCAACUUGCGGUCAAUUUUCCAUGCUGCAGAACACCGUCGAACAACUCAUGCAGAACCUCAACGAAUUGACUCAAAGGUUAGCAGCUGCAGAGGGUAGGAUCAGCAAGGUGGAGGAAUGCGAGUGCCAAAAGUCCUGCAGAGUCAACGGUUCGGUACACUACGACGGAGAAACUUGGGAAAGAGGAUGCAAGCAGUGCUCCUGCGUUCACGGCGUUAUAGAGUGCAGGCCAAUUUCAUGCCCCAAGGUGAAUUGCACGAGCCCCUACAUACCGGAGGGAGAAUGCUGCCCGAAAUGUCGCAUGCAGUGCUUGCUCUUCGGCGUUUUGUACGAGCACAACGCCAGGGUGUCUCCGAAGCCGUGUACGUUGUGCACGUGUAACGACGGCAGUUUUACCUGCAACAAAAGCGAUGCAUCGGAAAUUUGCCCGCCCUUGCCUUGCCCGCUAAGUCAGCAGAUCAGCGUGGCUGACGAGUGUUGCAAGUUUUGCCCAGGUGUGGAUUACUGCGCGGACAAACCUAAAUGUCAUAUCAACGCUUCUUGCCUGAAUCUCCAGACAACUUACGCCUGUCAUUGUAACAUUGGCUAUCAAGGAGACGGACAUAAUUGCCACGAUGUCGACGAAUGCAAACAGCAAGGUGGCUCGGAAGGACAUCACUGCAACGCCAAUACCCGAUGCGUCAAUACGAACGGCUCGUACAUUUGCGAAUGCUUGCCCGGCUAUCACAGAACGGAUAAAUUCAAUUGCGCCGAAUUGGACGAAUGUUCUACCGGCCAACACGGUUGCGACGAACACGCGAUCUGCAUAAACACGGCGGGCAGUUACAACUGCAAAUGUCAGGACGGUUACGUCGGCGACGGAUACAGCUGUAGGCCUGUAUGCAACCGCCCUUGUCAGAACGGCGGGGAGUGCGUUGCCCCGGGUAAAUGCUCCUGCAGACGCGGUUACACCGGAACAAGUUGCGAAUUAGAUCUCGACGAGUGCGCCAGCGACCUUCACAGAUGCCAUCAUUCUUCCACGUGCUUUAAUAUGCAAGGUUGGUAUUAUUGUCGCUGCAAGCCAGGAUAUCACAGUGCUCUGCACGACACUACUCAAGGAACUCAAUGCCAGGACAUAGACGAGUGUAACGAUCAAACGAUUGGUAGAAAACACACCUGCCACCCAAAUGCUCGGUGCGUCAAUACCGAUGGUGGCUACAUGUGCGUUUGUCCGCCCGAACGUGGGCCUGAUUGUAAACUGAGCUGUAUAUUCGAAGACAAGGAGGUGAGAAACGGCGACACGGUCGCCCCCGCCGGAUAUCCGUGCAGACGGUGUACCUGCCAAGACGGUGUUAUUAGUUGCAAGGAACCGAGCUGCAACUGCAGCGUUUCCGCUAGCCAGAGGGACAAGUGUUGCCCGCAAUGCGAUCCAUCCGCCUCUUGCAGACACCAAGAGCUCCACCAUCUGAUAUUCAGGAGCGGCGAAAGAUGGAUAUAUCAGUGUCAAACUUGCGAAUGUUUGAACGGAGAAAUAGACUGCUGGCAAAUGGAAUGUCCACCGGUAACGUGUUCGAAUCCCGUUACCGAGGACGGUGACUGCUGUCCAAGAUGCGAGGACGAUCCUUGCGCCAGAGAAGUUUCGUCGAACGGUACUUCUCUCACGUCCAAUCAUCCUCAGCCCUGCAGUUACGCCGGUAUAAUGCACGAAAGUAGCAGCUCGUGGAAGGACCCCCACGACAAGUGCACCACGUGCGAGUGCAAGGUGCCGUACUGCGCCCAAUUGGUGAGCAAUAGCGCGUGUUGUGUGCAUCGGAUGGGCAGUUAUGCUGCAGCUAUGAUUACCGGUGUGCUGGUGAUAUCGUCCAACGGCCGGGGCAGCUUCGUAGCACUAGCUUAUUGGGCCUGUCGAGGUCUCCGUCAUUUGGUACAUCGAAAGCAACGGUACCAACGGUCUCCUCGACUUUACCCUCGACGAACAAGGGCGUUCAGCAGACUACGAGAGCUCAGGACUCUCUGGUUAUUACCAGAAGUGAUAUUAAUGGGAAAAGGUCCAUUGAUACCUACUAUCGUCGGGGUAACAGUGGUGGUGUUAGUGCGUAUAAUAAGGAAGGUAGACAGAGCGUUGUCAAGACUCUGGCACGUAGUGUCUCCGCACCUGCAGUAUUACCUGCAAAAUCAACGCAGAGACCUGCAGUUAACAGAGGUGGAACGACUUGAAACUUUAUAAGUUGAUUCGUCAGGUAGCAUUCCAUACGUCGGAGAGGUUUUUGAUUUUUGUAAAAAAGAAAAAAAAAAAAACUAAGAAAAGGAACGAAAAAAAAAAAAUACGAAAAAAAAAAACUAAAAUUAUAAUAAUAAUUAUUAUUUACACGUCAAUACCUCUCCAUAGUCAACUACUCCUACUCAAAUUCUCUAGUACUAUAUGCGCUACUGCAUUACGCUGUGAAGUUGGGCGGGCUUAAGAAUUGGGUAAAUUAUAAACGUGACUAAACUAUAGCUGGCUAAUUCCGCUUAAGCUCUUCACAUUUCAUGUACAAACUUAUAGCCUAUAUCCGUAUAAUGUGGCCGUUGGUAAUUAAAAAAUAUAUAUAUAUAUAUAUAUAAAUACGAACUAUGUAAGAAAUGAAAUGAAUAACUUGAUUUCUUUCAGGGGUGAGAGAGCUUAUUUGCUGCUCUUUUUUCUUCGGGCCAACGAAUUAUAAUUUUUGAAAAUUUCUCACGCGACGAUGGUACGUGUAGAGAAUAACGAUCAUUUGGAUGGACUAAUAGAUGUAGUCGUAUACGAGCUUUAAAUUUAAGAGUAACGAAAUACGUUGAGUUCGCUCAAUUCUUAUAUCCUUGCUCAACUACGCAACCACCAAGUACAUUCCUCCUUUAUUGAAUAGGCACUCUAUAAAAAUAAAUAGAAUUCAAUACUAAACGAAGACAAGAAAAAAGUUAUAUAUACACGAAUAUAUAUGAAUAAAAAAAAAAAAGAUAACGACAUAACAAAAUAAUAAAGAAAACGAAAGAAAUAAUAUUGAUUAGAUAAAUUAAUGAAAAAAAAAAAAAAUCUCCAAAAGCUAAUUGCUAUACAUAUAAUAUCUACAUCGUUAUACGCACCAGAGAAUUACCAGUAAUCGUUUGUUCAAUGUGCAAUAAUUUAUUAUAAAAACAAUCGCCUAAUUUA